Tetrahymena thermophila SB210 is the source of this 2358-nucleotide messenger RNA. Its product is annotated as zinc knuckle protein, putative. NCBI's taxonomy places the organism in Eukaryota, Ciliophora, Oligohymenophorea, Hymenostomatida, Tetrahymenidae. The record is from RefSeq and is a predicted model, not a curated record. Gene Ontology annotation, molecular function: double-stranded DNA binding. Gene Ontology annotation, cellular component: nucleus. The transcript has a single exon. Gene Ontology annotation, biological process: reciprocal meiotic recombination.
AUGAAAGCUAAUUAAUUGCUAGAUGCCAUUAAAAGUGUUGACAUUUACGGAGUUCCUAUUGGGGUUAAUUUCAAAAACGAGUAAACCUAUAAAACACUAUUUGGAGCUAUGAUGUCUAUUUCUAUAUUUAUUCUUUUUGGGUUUUAGUGUUAUCUUUCUUGCUAAGCACUAUUUAAUAAGAGUGAUCCUUAAAUAAUAACAAGCGAGUAAUAUGUGCGUAACCCUCAAAGAAUGGACUUCGACAAAGUACAGUAAACAGUUAUGAUGGGAUUUAGUACGCCUUAAAGCUAAUUCCUUAAUGAUCCUACAAUUUUUUAAGUAUCUGCUGUUCAAUCAAGUAUUAGAAAUAUUUAUAACCAAACUUCUAAGGGUUAUGAUAAAAUUUAACAGAACACACCUUUAAGGAUAAGACCUUGCACUAUUGAUGAUGUAAAAGUAGAAAAAGUUAAAAAUUACUUCAGUAGUCUAAAACUAAAUUAACUCUUUUGUUUUGAUGAUAACUAAGAAGUCUACAUUGAAGGAGACUAUUCUGGUGAUAUCUACUCUAGAGUCGAUGUUUACUUCACUCAAUGCGUAAAUUCAACAUCAAAUAACCAAAUAGUGUGCAAGCCUCAAAAAUAAAUUGAUAAGGUUCUCUCAAAUGUAAGUUUUCUUGUUUAUAUGAUGGAUAAAAUAUUAGAUCCUAGCAAUUUCGAUAGUCCAUUUGACAUCUAAGGAUUUAACUUAUAAGCAUAAGCUUCAAAUCAGCAGUCAUAGCAAUACACAGCUUAUUUUGAAAAUUAUUACAUAGAUUCAGAUAUUGGCAUCAUAUCAUAAGAGAUUGAAAAAAAGAGAGAUUUUAUAUUUAAAAAUACAGACACAACAAUUAUUUAUAAUAAACCUUCGCUGGUUAUGUAAUUCACAAUGAGACCCUAUAAAAAUAAGCAAAUGUUUAUGCUCAGAAAAUAUGUUAAAUUUACUGAUUUAAUUUCUUAGUUGGGAGGAUUUCUCAAAUUUUUAACGCUUAUAGGGUUUAUUUUAUCACAUCCCUUUGCUAAAUUAUACUUGAAUAAAGAAAUAAUUAACAGUGUCUUUGAUUUCUAAAUCUACUAAAGUAUGAGUGAUUAAUAAGAUAAUGCUGAUGCUUAAAAAAUUAAUAAUUAGAAUGCAAUUAAUUCAGAAUUAAUAAGCAAAGAAAAGAAUGUUACUGAUCAAAUUUAAUCUGAUUAAUUAAAUCUAUAAAUUGGGUAGAAAAAUGCUCCUUCUUCAGAAAAAUCUAAAUUAAAAAUUAUAUAAGAAAAAAAAAGACAAUCGAUAUUUCAGUAUUAAUAGCAGCAUUUGUUAAGAUAAUCUUACAGCGAUUAACUUAACAGUAAAAUUUUAUAAGUAAAAAGCACCUAAGAAUAAAAUAAACUUGCUCAUAAUAGCGAGGAUGCUCAAAAUGUGACAUUGGGUUUACCUAAAAGCUCAAUAUCAUAGAUAAUAACUUCACCUUUGAUUUAGCCAAUUAGUAAAAAUACUACAUUUAACGUUUUAAAACUAGACUCGAUCAAAUAAAAAUGUUUAAGUCAUACAGUGCUCAGUGAAAGUGAUGCUCAUAAAAACGAUAAAUAGAGCUCUGAUAAUUUAUAAUUAUAGACUUAAAUGUUAACGAGCAUUCAAAAACUGCUAAAUCCUAUCAAAAAUAUUUUAAGAUUAUCUCCUUUCGAAUAUAUUUCUUAUUUUAUCACCCAAUUUUCUAAAAAUAUGAAGCAAAAAAAAAUAUUAAUAGAACAAGGAGUUAAGAAAGUUUAAAAUCGUUUAGAUAUUUAAAAUAUUCUUAAUAAACUUUAAGAAAUAGAAAAACUGAAAUUAAUUCUUUUAAAUGAAGAUUAAAUAAAGUUAUUCGAAAUUUUACCAAGACCUGUUUUAAAAAAUGAUGGAAAUAGUACCUCAAAGCAUUAGUCAAACUAAUUUUACAAUACUGUGCACAAAACUUAUGAGCAAAAAGUGGAUGACGCAUAUGGAAGUCUCAUCAAAAUUUUAAGCAAAAAUAAAAAAUCGUAAAGAGAUAUUUAAUUGAUUUAGCUUUUAGAUGAAAAUAUUUACAAAGCUGUAAACAGUUCUGGCCUUUUAACUGAAAAAGAAAGUAACUAGAAAUAAGAAUAAAGUAAAUAUAAUUAUUCAGAUGAAAUAUUGGAAGAAAAUAAUUAAAUAAAGUCAUCUAAUAACUCUAUUUUCUUCAAGCAAAAAAGUAGAACUAGCAAAGAUUUUGAUGAAAAUGAAGAAGAUUCAGAUUAAUUAUCACCUAAAAGUUAAAUUCCUGAAGAAAAUAAAAUGAAAAAUAUUUAUUAAAACUUUUAUAGGCAACUAAAAAGAAACUAAUCAUGCGCAUCUUGA